This is a messenger RNA of Jaculus jaculus (lesser Egyptian jerboa), 1375 nucleotides long. It is a transcript of the gene Rsrp1, whose product is annotated as arginine and serine rich protein 1. The record is from RefSeq and is a predicted model, not a curated record. The transcript has 5 exons. Bases 211 to 1068 code for a protein of 285 amino acids. Lineage: Eukaryota; Metazoa; Chordata; Mammalia; Rodentia; Dipodidae.
GCGCCUAGCUCACUUCCCUUCCGGACGGGAGAGGUGGAGGUUAUUGCCUCGUCGUUGGUCUGGACUUUGGUCCCUCCUCCACGCUUAGUCCCGAACUUCGGAGGAAGGCGUUAACGUUUGUUCUUCCUCUACGCCCGAGCGCGGCGUGGGCUGCUUGUGACCGCGUCCUUUCCGCUGAAGUUGAGAGAUCGCCGUAAGCCGCCGGCGACCAUGUCCAACUACGUGAACGACAUGUGGCCCGGCUCGCCGCAGGAGAAGGACUCGCCGUCCACCUCGGGGUCGGGCCACUCGAGCCGCCUGUCCUCGCGCUCCCGCUCGUCGUCCCGAAGCACCCGGUCCCGCUCGCGCUCCUCGGGCCGCUCGUCCCGGAGCCGCAGCCGACCCCGGCGGAGCCGCAGGUCCCGGUCCCGCUCCCGCAGGCGUCACCAGCGCUUCCGGCGCUACUCGCGCUCGUACUCGCGGAGCCGCUCGCGCUCCUACUCGCGCAGCCGCCGGCACCGAGACGGCUACUACGGACGGCCGCGGAGGUAUUACCAGUCCCCCUCGCCGUACCGCUCCCGGAGCCGCUCGCGCUCCCGCGGGAGGUCGCAUUCGCGGAGGUCGUACUACGCGAUCACGCGCGGGCGCCGCUACUACGGCUUUGGCCGCACCGUGUACCCGGAGGAGCACGGCCGGUGGAGGGCGCGAUCUAGGACGAGGUCGCGGAGCAGGAGCGCAACCCCUUUUCGCCUGACCGAGAAAGAUCGCAUGGAGCUGCUAGAAAUUGCAAAAGCCAAUGCAGCUAAAGCUUUGGGAACAACCAACCUUGUCCUGCCAGCCAGUCUCCAGACAGUUCCUGCAGCUAAAGACACAAGCAGGGGUGCAAAGAGUGAGCUGUCAGAAAAGCAAACAGAAGAUGAAACUAGAAGUCCCAAUGAGAAAUUAUCCCAACAAAGAAACAUAGCCUUCAGCUCUAAUAAUUCUGUAGCAAAACCAAUACAGAAAACAGCUAAUGCUGAAGUCACAUCGUCAGGAUCACCAAAAAUAGAUAAGAAAAAAAGUCCAUAUGGGUUGUGGAUACCUGUCUAAAAGAAAAUUAGUGGCUAAUGUUGCCUACAACUGCACUUUACUGAAUAGGUCUGUUUCUGGAAAAAUCUGAGUCUACUUUGCUAGCAAUUGAUUUUUUAAAAACCAAUGGGGAAAGAUAGAAUGAUAAAGAAUUAACAGUUGAUGUUUUUCUUGAAGAUAUCUAUCGGCACAAAUGGACCAGCGAUUCAAUACAGGUGGGAGUCUUGUAUAUAUAGUUGUAAAUAUUGUAUAGUAUCAUUUAUUGAAGUGAACCUUGAUACAGUGUGUACUGUUUUGUACAUUUGUUAAUAAAUUUGUUAUUAUUUGU